This is a messenger RNA of Triticum turgidum subsp. durum (durum wheat), 669 nucleotides long. NCBI's taxonomy places the organism in Eukaryota, Viridiplantae, Streptophyta, Magnoliopsida, Poales, Poaceae. The record is from the annotation of a GenBank genome assembly.
AUGUCUCAGCACUUCAGUACUUCUAGGCUUCUAGCUAUCCCUGUUGUGAUCGCAAAAAUGCCAAGGACAACCAUCAUUUUCUCCACCAUCCUCUUCAUGCUCCUUUCUGCAGUGAUAACUGCUCAAUCCAGCAGCUCUGACAGUGGGAAGCCCAAAGCGACCAAGCUCAUGGUGGAAGCAUGCAAGAACGCCUCGAUCAACUACCCCUACGGCGAUCCCUUCUCGCAAGAAUUCUGUUUGUCCACCCUCCAGUCGGACAAUCAGAGUGCCGAGGCUAAGGACCUCCGUGCCCUAGUGCUCGUCGCUAUCGACAUCCUUAAGAGCCAUGUCACUGCCGCUGGCGGUAAGAUCAAGAAAAUGCUGCAAGAUGCCAAGAAGGGAAUGGUGAUGAUGCCGGUUCUUAGUUUUUGUGAGGUGGACUAUGACCAUGUGGUGAGACGCCUCAACAUUUGCCAAGGCUUGAUCAGGGACUACCAAGGAGACAAGAGUGGGCGGCAGCCAUUGCGUCUGACUCACUAUGUGGAAAUGUCAUUCACCCCGCUCAACAAGUGCUCGAUCGGGCUUGAAGAUACGCCAGGGGUGGAGGUCCUCGCCAAAGAAAAUGUUGAGCUGCAGUUUAUGGUCCAAGUCAACACCGGCCUGCUAGCAUCAUAUGACGUCCAUGAUUAA